CGGCAACAAGUCGCAGUGCACCAGACAUGCAACUUACCACUCAUACCACACCAUCAGGUUUUCUUUUGCCCUCCAUUCAUGCUGCGCAUGCGUUCUUCACUGAACAGCCAAACCCUACAACUCAGAAUACCUUCGUAAAUAACUGGAUACAAUUAAUUCUUUCCUAUGCACGACACCGCCGUUUGUUCGUCAUUCGUGUGGAGGAUGCAGAAGUAGCUGGCGGAGAUUGGGACGAAAUACUGCGCAACGAGCGUAUUAAUCGACGGGUAAUCCCUAGUUAUCUGACCUCUCUAAUUUCUGCUAUGGUGUCUCGUGAUCUUGCAUAUUACGAACCACCUAAGCAAUCUCGUUCAGUCGUUCUCCUGUGGCGUCUCCCGGAAGAGUGGGCAGACGUUCUACAUUCUUGGGGAACCGCCACUGGUCAAAUAAAUACUAUUUUGACUCUGUACGAAAUCACCGACCCACCCGUACCUUCACCGCUUUCGGGGAUACCUCUUUCACUUUUGCGGCGUGCCAUUACUGUUCUCACUCGCUCUGGGCGCGCGCAGCUCAUUGGAGUUGCGGAUGGGGAAGGUGUGCGAUUGCUCGCUGGAGGAAAGUAGAGGCUGUCAUAGAGAACGAGAUCAUUGUACACGGCUCAGGCGCCACGAUUCGUAUCCAUAUAUUUAUACAGUGAGAGAAAUACAUUGUACUUUUGU
This is a messenger RNA of Pisolithus orientalis, 698 nucleotides long. Its product is annotated as ESCRT-II complex vps25 subunit. The transcript has 5 exons. The coding region runs from base 27 to 602 and encodes 191 amino acids. The record is from RefSeq and is a predicted model, not a curated record. Lineage: Eukaryota; Fungi; Basidiomycota; Agaricomycetes; Boletales; Pisolithaceae. Gene Ontology annotation, molecular function: structural molecule activity; protein homodimerization activity. Gene Ontology annotation, biological process: protein transport to vacuole involved in ubiquitin-dependent protein catabolic process via the multivesicular body sorting pathway. Gene Ontology annotation, cellular component: ESCRT II complex.